Hevea brasiliensis (rubber tree) is the source of this 2826-nucleotide messenger RNA. Its product is annotated as probable disease resistance protein At5g63020. Gene Ontology annotation, molecular function: ADP binding; protein binding. The coding region runs from base 1 to 2826 and encodes 941 amino acids. NCBI's taxonomy places the organism in Eukaryota, Viridiplantae, Streptophyta, Magnoliopsida, Malpighiales, Euphorbiaceae. The record is from RefSeq and is a predicted model, not a curated record. The transcript is spliced from 3 exons.
AUGUCUAGCAGUAUGGAGUUUAAGGUGAUGAAUAUGCUGAUGCUUCAACGUUGUCCAUCGCAUAUCAUGGCCAAUAUUAGAGGCUUGCUUACUUGUGUCAAAUUCUUAAUAAGAAACGACUUUUCAAUUCAAUGCGGUGAUGCCUUGAUCGGUCGUUGCUGGGAUUGCGUUGCUGGACAAGCUCUUUAUGUAUGUCAGCUUGAAGACAAUCUUCAAGAACUUGAGACUGCAAGAGAUAAAUUAAGAGAGCUGAGCAAUGAUGUGAUGCGGAGGGUCAACAGUGAGGAAACUCCACAAACAGUGCAGCUGGAUCGAGUUGGAGGAUGGCUUUCAAGGGUAGACGCUACCAUUACUGAAUUUGAUUCUCUCCUCAACAGAGCUACGCGAGAAAGACAGAAAUUGUGUCUCGCAGGCUGUUGCUCCAAGAACUGUAAGUCCACCUACAUGUUUGGGAAAAGCGUUUCCAGAAGCCUCAAACAUGUGGUUGGUUUGAUGAGCGAAGGAGAUUUUAAGGAAGUGGUUGAGAGGACACUUCCAGAACCAGUGGUAGUAGGAAAUGUUAAUCCAACAUUGGGCACUGAAACUACCUUAGACGAGGCAUGGAGCUACAUAACGGGAGAUGAGGUGAGAAUUGUUGGCAUAUACGGUAUGGGGGGAGUCGGUAAAACUACUCUUCUUACUAAAAUCAACAACAGAUUUGCCACUAUAUCUAAUAAUUUUGAUGUUGUGAUUUCGGCUGUGGUUUCUAAAGAUUUGAAACCUGAGAAGAUUCAAGAGCAGAUUUGGAAAAGAAUUGGCUUUUUGGAUAAGAAAUGGAAAAAGAAAAGCCUCCGUGAGAAAGCGGAAGACAUAUUUUAUGUACUGAGUAGAAAGAAAUUUGUAUUAUUAUUAGAUGACAUAUGGCGGCGAGUUGACCUUGAAGAGAUUGGGGUUCCUCUACCUACUAGACAAAACAGAUGCAAGAUAGUAUUCACAACACGCUCUUGCAGAGUAGGCGGGCAAAUGGAAGCUGAAAAGAUGAUAAAAGUAGAACCUUUGGCUUGGGAAGAAGCUUGGGCGUUGUUUCAGAAGAAGGUUGGGGAUAUUGAUUUUGAUAUUGUUCCUCUGUCUCAAGAUGUUGCUAAAGAGUGUAGUGGGUUGCCAAUCGCACUCAUUACCAUUGGUAGAGCCAUGGCCAGUAAAAUUACAAAGGAAGAAUGGGAGCAUGCUCUUGAGGUACUUAGAAGCCCUGCCUCAAGCUUACUAGGCAUGGAGGAUGAGGUAAUUCCAGACAUGGAGGUUGAGGUAUUUGUAAGAUUGAAGUUUAGUUAUGACGGUUUGCUUAGUGAUAAAGUUAAAUUUUGUUUCUUAUAUUGUUCCUUAUUUCCGGAAGAGUUUGAAAUUGAGAAAGAUGACUUGGUACAUUAUUGGAUUUAUGAGAAUUUUUGUGCUCGCAAUGAGGCAUAUUCUAUAAUUGGCACUCUUGUUGGGGCAUGUUUAUUGGAAGAGAAAGGCCAACAUGUGAAAAUGCAUGAUGUGAUUCGUGAUAUGGCUCUGUUGAUAGCAUGUAAAUAUGAAAAAGAAAAACAUAAGUUUUUUGUGGAAGCGGGUGCCCAAUUAACUCGAGUACCAGAGGUUGGAAAAUGGGAAGUAUCAAAGCGGAUGUCCUUGAUGGCAAACUCCUUUGAGAGAAUCCAAGAAAUUCCUAGAUGUCCUGAUCUUUUGACUUUAUUUCUCAGCGAUAAUCGUAAUUUGAGUGGGAUCAGUGAUGGUUUCUUUCAGUUUAUGGGUACACUAACCAUUUUAGACCUAUCAAGUACUAAUAUCAAAAAAUUGCCAGUAGGAAUAUCAAAAUUGAACUCAUUGCAAUAUCUUAAUCUGUCAUGGACGUUGAUAAGUCAAUUGCCAAUUGAGUUGAAAAUGUUGGUAAAACUGAAAUAUUUGAACUUGGUGGGUAAUUUCGAGCUAAAUAUGAUUCCAAGGGGAGUCAUAUCCAGUUUAUCAUCAUUGCAAGUUUUGAAAAUGUACAACGUUGGUUUUCUUUGGGUCGAAGAAUUGGAAGAUAAUAUAUUGAGGGAAAAGAACAAGCUAAUAGAGGAGCUACAAUGUUUGGAACACUUGAAUGAAUUGAGCAGUACAAUAAGAAGUGUCUCAGAUCUCCAGAGUUAUGUCAACACCCACACAUUAGUCAACUGUACUCGAGCUCUAUGGCUUAAUUUGUUUCCAAGUAAACAAUCUCUCAACAUUUGGUGGUUGGCAAAUAUGAAGAAUCUAGAAGAUAUGGUUAUAAUUGGUGGAAGAAACUCAGAAGAGUUGGGUAUUAAUGUUGUAAUGGAAGAGAUAGAAGCACAUGAUGCAGGUGGAGGUCUGGGCAACUCAAUGAUCUCAAGGAAGACAUACUUUAAUAGCCUUCAUACAUUGACUUUAGGAGGAAGCCUCAGAUUGAGGGAUAUGACAUGGGUUAUUCUAGCUCCAAAUUUGAUGUGUUUGAAUGUGCAAGUGAACGAGCAUAUAGAAGAGAUAAUAAGUGUUGAAAAGUUAGAUGAUGUUCAAGUUGGGGAUGAAAAUUUUAACCCAUUUUUUAAACUCCAAGUGCUCAGGUUGCAUGUUUUACCACAACUGAAAAGCAUAUAUCCCAAUGCCUUGUCCUUUCCCUCUCUAGAAAAAAUCGAAGUAAAUGAAUGCCCACAGCUUAAGAAGCUGCCAUUAAACUCGAGCAGCGCAAAUGGAGGCAAAGUUGAGAUUAGAGCAGAGGAACAAUGGUGGAAAGAUGUUGAAUGGGAGGAUGAUUCUACUAAAACUACCUUUCUACCGUGCUUUGUGCAUGCUCGCUACCAUUGGGGAUGA